AUGACCUCCCCCGUCUACAACUACACAGUCCCCACCUUCAUCAAGGGCCUGGAAACCCUCACCCUCAUCCUCAAAAACGCCGAGGACUACGCCAAACAAAACAACAUACCCCUCUCUGACUUCGUCAACGCCCGUCUCUACGAAGACAUGAAGCCCCUAAGCUUCCAAAUCCAAUCCGCCAGCAACACUGCUAAGGGCUCUGUCUCCCGCCUCGCCGGCAUCGAAGUCGUCUCCAUGGAAGACAACGAGACUACCUUUGAGGAGCUCUACGCGCGUAUCAACCGGACCAUCGAUGUGAUCAAGGCUGUUGACCCAAAGCUCUUUGAAGGGAAGGAUCACACUGAGUUUCAGACCAAGUUGGGACCGUAUGAGGUUACGUUUACAGGGCAGUCGUAUGCCAAUCGGUUUGGCCUGCCGAAUUUCUUCUUUCAUUUGAAUAUUGCGUAUGCGAUUUUGAGGAGUAAGGGGGUGCCGAUUGGGAAGAUGGAUUAUUUGAAGUAUUUUAAUGCUUGA
Penicillium subrubescens is the source of this 513-nucleotide messenger RNA. RefSeq names its product DUF1993 domain-containing protein. The coding region runs from base 1 to 513 and encodes 170 amino acids. The transcript has a single exon. Lineage: Eukaryota; Fungi; Ascomycota; Eurotiomycetes; Eurotiales; Aspergillaceae. The record is from RefSeq and is a predicted model, not a curated record.